Messenger RNA from Coffea arabica (coffee), 1639 nucleotides. RefSeq lists its product as uncharacterized. Gene Ontology annotation, cellular component: cytoplasm. The record is from RefSeq and is a predicted model, not a curated record. Lineage: Eukaryota; Viridiplantae; Streptophyta; Magnoliopsida; Gentianales; Rubiaceae. Gene Ontology annotation, molecular function: glutathione transferase activity.
CGUGGCGGCGGCCCUGGUAAGUGUAAGAUUCACAGUCACAAAAGCCAGUAGAAGGCAGUUAUGAUCGGAUCAGUGACGACAACGGUAAACGAAUAAAAGAGAGCGGCUAAAAAUGUCCUUCUCCUCCUGCACUUCAUCGCUGCUCACAAUUCGACCUCUGCCGACCAAGAAAAACCCCAUAACCAAACCCACAAAAGCACGCCUUUUUGUCAAAACUAUGUCCCUGAAUCAGAACCAGAACUCCCCAAACCCCAAUCCCAACCUCUUAACUUCCAUCACUAAGCUCCUGUGGGGCCAAUCCCUCCCGCCCCAGCUCCUCAUCUCCGCCGUCCGCACCACCUGGUCCACAGCCUGGCACCUCAUGAUGUCACAGAUGGCCCCUUCCGACCCUUCCGGGAGUUACGCGCGACCCGCUUCCAAAUUCCGCAUCCACCACGCCUCCUCCAACAUUUCCCGCCAAAACCUCCACCUUUACGUUGGCCUCCCUUGCCCCUGGGCCCACCGCACCCUCAUCGUCCGGUCACUCAAGGGCCUCGAAGACUCCGUACCCGUCUCAGUUGCGUCGCCGGGCAUUGACGGAGCUUGGGAGUUCCGGGAUAGUGAUCAUCCAGUCUCGGACCGGGAUAUGCUCGUCUCAACCUCGGACAAGGCCCAAGGAUGUACAACCUUAAAACAAGUUUAUAAUUCAAGGCGCGGCGGUUAUAACGGUCGGUCCACCGUCCCAAUGCUCUGGGAUGUCAAGAAAAAAGAUGUUGUUUGUAACGAGAGUUAUGAUAUCAUCGAAUUUUUCAAUUCGGGAUUGAACGAGAUAGCAGGCAAUCCGGGAUUAGACCUUGCACCGCCUCCGUUGAGAAAAAAGAUUGAUGAAUGGAAUCAAAUUAUAUACCCCAAAGUCAACAAUGGGGCUUAUAGGUGUGGUUUUGCACAAAGUCAAGGAGCAUAUGAUACCGCAGUGAAUCAGCUGUUUAGUGCAUUGGAUAUGAUAGAUGAUCAUUUGGGUGGGUCUAGAUACUUGUGUGGAGAUGAAUUGACUCUUGCAGAUGUAUGUUUGUUUACUACAUUGAUCAGGUUUGAUCUCGUCUACAACGUUCUGUUCAAGUGCACAAAGAAGAAGCUGAUUGAGUAUCGCAACCUUCAUGGUUAUUUACGAGAUAUUUAUCAGAUUCCAAAGGUUGCAGCGACUUGUAAUUUUGUUGCUAUCAUGGAUGGCUACUACAAAACUCUCUUCCCUCUCAAUCCGGGUGGCAUUCGGCCGAUCAUACCUUCAGAUUGUGAGCAUGAAGCGCUUUCCAAACCCCACAACAGGGAAUCCCUCUCAUCGACUAGAAAUGAUGUACAGAUUUAUGCUUAACGGAGUUUACCAUGCAACACUGUGUGUACAUACCUUUGUUUGACAUGCUUGUAUAUGGGAAGUUUCAAAACUGUUAGCAUAACUUUCAGAUGUAUUUUGAAAAUAACCUAAGACUAAAUCAUUAAUCCCUGUAUGAUAGUAGGCGCCAGCAUUCUUCAUCUGGCUGUGUUGUGUCAAUACGGAUACCAUAAUGCAUUUGGUGUCCAUUCAGGAAAUGUAAACAAUUGCUUCUUUUCCUCCUUUUUUAACAGUUGGUUGCCUUCCAAAGAGACAGAUGCAUUUUGUGCU